Molecule: messenger RNA, 1137 nt
Organism: Henningerozyma blattae CBS 6284
Lineage: Eukaryota; Fungi; Ascomycota; Saccharomycetes; Saccharomycetales; Saccharomycetaceae
Gene: RAI1
Product: decapping nuclease
Exons: 1
Coding region: 1-1137 (378 amino acids)
Biological process (GO): NAD-cap decapping; nuclear-transcribed mRNA catabolic process
Cellular component (GO): nucleus; cytosol
Molecular function (GO): mRNA 5'-diphosphatase activity
Source: RefSeq, a predicted model, not a curated record
AUGAAGCAAACUGCCAAUUUAUUUGUGAAACAGCGCUCACAAACAACAACUUUAAAACAACCUAAAGAAAUCACAUGUUAUUCAAGAAAUCGUGAAGAGGAGUAUUUACCUAAAGACGAUUGUAAUCUACACUAUUAUUAUUUCCCCGAUUCUUAUUUAGAUAACAAUGUGGAUCUGAGUGGUGGUGCUGCAAAAUUCAAAGAUUUCCAGAAAAAUUUUAAAGAUAGAUGUAGUUUAAAAGGCCUGCUUGCAUCUUUACAACAAUAUGAAAUGAAUAAAAAUACUAAAAUAAAGGCUGAUAUCAUUACAUUUAGAGGUAUUAUAAGAAAAUUAAUCUCUGCAGCUUUUGAUUCUGAACAAUUUAAUCACGUAGACUUAAGAGUUUUAGUUUUUGAUGGCCAGAUCUUUAUUAAAGAAAUUCCUCAAGACGAACCGGAACUCGUAGGUAAAGCAAAAUUAAAUGCAUAUAGUGGAUACAAAUUCGAGACUUUGGCAACUAUCCCUCAACCUCUGCCGUUUGUAAGUAGAGAACUUUUGGAAAAGAGACCUAAAAAAAUUGUUACUACUGGAGAUGAGUAUGUCUCUGUUGUUAAGACAGGUAUUAGUAACUGCAGGUUAGUUCUUGGUGCAGAAGUUGACUGUAUAUUUGACUUUAAAGAAUCUAGUAAAACUAAUAAUAUAUACCAUUAUGCUGAAUUAAAAUGUACACAACAGAUAUGCACAGCUCAGCAGGCUCGUGGUUUUGAUAAAAAAAUAUUUAGAACUUGGCUGCAAUGCUUUCUAGUUGGCAUACCCAGAAUUAUAUAUGGGUUCCGAGAUGAUAAUAUGGUACUAAAAUCUGUCGAAGAGUUUUCUACUGAAGAAAUUCCUAUAUUACUUAAGGAUGAUCCAGCUUGGGCUAAUGCCUGUUUGGAUGCAAUUAAAUGGUAUGGGGCAUUAACUCAGUGGUUAUUAGAUACUAUUCCUAGAAAUGACGAUAAAAAAUGUUACAAACUCGUAUUUGAAAAUAAUCAUUUAAGAUUGAGUGAAUUCGAAGAAUCAGACCAAGAAUAUGACGGAAUAGUCAACGGAGAUGUGAUUAUAAGUAAAGAGUUCCGUGAAUGGAGAACACAGCUAAAAUCCCAAAAAGACAAAUGA